AAUAAAUAUUUAUUUUUUUUAUAGUUAAAUAAAAUAUUAAUGGGAAACUUAAAUGAUUGUACAUAUAAUUUAUGUUUAGAAAAUUAAAAAUAAUCACAAUAAAAUGUACAAAAACCAAAUUCUUAAAGACAAAGUUAGAUUUAUUAAAAAAAUAUAAAUAAUAAAUUAAUUGUAAAAAAUUUAAUUUAAAUUUCAUAAGAUUCAAACUAAAUUGUACUUUAAGAAAACAAGGCCCUUGAUUCUCUUAGUUUAUCUUUAAUAAUAUAAAAAUAAUUAUAAAAUUCAGAUAAAAAAUCUUUAGAAAGUUCAGAUAAAAAAGCAAUAGAAAAUUCCGAUAAAAAAUAAUAUCUAAUAUAAAAAAAUGCAAUCACAUUUAAAAAUGGAGUAGUAUAUGAAGGAUAAUGGAACGGAGAUUAAAAGGAAGGCUUUGGUAUAUAAACAUGGCCAAAUGGUUAAAAAUAUGAAGGGCAAUGGAAAAAUAAUAUUUAAAACGGAAACGGAAAAUUGAUAUUUAUAAAUGGAGAUACUUAUGAAGGUAAUUGGAGUAAUGGAUAAUUUAGUUAAUUUGGAAUCUUAAAACGUUUAAACGAAGAAGUCUAUAAAGGAGAAUGGAAAAACGGAUUAUAGGAAGGUAAAGGAAUUGAAAUAUUAUCAGAUGGUUCAAAAUAUGAAGGAGAAUUUUUUUAAGGUAAAAAAAAUGGAAAAGGAAAAUUUUAAUGGGUAGAUGGAUCAAUUUAUGAAGGAGAAUGGCAAUAUAAUUAUUUACAUGGAUAUGGAACUUAUUUAUGGUCUGAUGGAAAAUAAUAUAAAGGUUUUUUUAAUUUAUUUAUUAAAAUAAAAUAUAAAUAAUAGGAUAUUGGAAUUAUAAUAAUAUGCAUGGGAAAGGUAAAUUUAUAUGGAAUAAUGAAAUGUUUUUUGAAGGAAAUUAUUUUAAUGAUAAAAAACAUGGUUAUGGUAUAUAUUAAUGGAAAGGUAUUUAUUUUAUUUUUUAUAUUUAAAUUUUUUUAUUAAAAAAAAAAAAGAUAAAACAUAUUAAGGUUAAUGGGCUUAUGGUAAAUAACAUGGGAAAGGAAAAUAUAUAUAUAAAAAUGGAAUUAUUAAAUAUGGUAUUUUCGAAUAUGGAAAAAAAAUAAAAAGUAUUGA
This is a messenger RNA of Ichthyophthirius multifiliis, 1143 nucleotides long. RefSeq lists its product as hypothetical. Lineage: Eukaryota; Ciliophora; Oligohymenophorea; Hymenostomatida. Gene Ontology annotation, cellular component: cytosol. The annotation marks the transcript as partial. The transcript has 7 exons. The record is from RefSeq and is a predicted model, not a curated record.